Balaenoptera acutorostrata (minke whale) is the source of this 4272-nucleotide messenger RNA. RefSeq names its product spalt like transcription factor 2 (gene SALL2). The record is from RefSeq and is a predicted model, not a curated record. Bases 273 to 3416 code for a protein of 1047 amino acids. The transcript has 3 exons. NCBI's taxonomy places the organism in Eukaryota, Metazoa, Chordata, Mammalia, Artiodactyla, Balaenopteridae. Gene Ontology annotation, cellular component: nucleus. Gene Ontology annotation, molecular function: DNA-binding transcription factor activity, RNA polymerase II-specific; RNA polymerase II cis-regulatory region sequence-specific DNA binding. Gene Ontology annotation, biological process: regulation of transcription by RNA polymerase II.
CCAGCAGCUCCUCCCCACAGGCUCCCCUCCCCAGCAGCUCCUCCCCCAUCUCCCCUCUCCCAGCUUUCUCGUUCCAGCUCCUCCCCUCCUCCGCGUCUCCUCGCUCCCCUCCCCCUCCUCCGCCGCUCCCUGCCCCCGCCGCCGAUCUCCAUCUCCGCAGUCUGGGCCGCUGGGUGCAGAAGCUGCCGCAGCCCCGGCGGCCACUGCCGCCUCCCCCAAUCCGGAUACCCAUUGUCUCCCACUCCACCUGGCCCUCCACCUCCCACACAACCAUGGCGCACGAAGCCGGGAGGAGCUCUCGUCUCGGGGGGCCCUGCGGGGAGCCGGCGGAGCUUGGAGGUGAUGCUAGCGAGGAGGACCACCCCCAAGUCUGUGCCAAGUGCUGCGCACAAUUCACUGACCCAGCUGAAUUCCUCGCCCACCAGAACGCAUGUUCUCCUGACCCCCCUGUAAUGGUGAUAAUUGGGGGCCAGGAGAACCCCAACAACUCUUCGACCUCUUCUGAACCCCGGCCUGAGGGCCACAGCAGUCCCCAGGUCAUGGAGGCCGAGCAGAGCAACCCCUCGGAUUCCGGGUCCUCUGUACCCACGGAUCCCACCUGGGGCCCAGAGCGGAGGGGAGAGGAGUCUUCGGGGCACUUUCUCGUAGCUGCCACAGGUACAGCAGCUGGGGGAGGUGGGGGCCUGAUCUUGGCCAGCCCUAAGCUAGGAGCAACUCCAUUACCUCCAGAAUCCACUCCUGCACCCCCCCCUCCUCCACCGCCUCCUCCGCCCCCAGGUGUAGGCAGCGGCCACUUGAACAUCCCUCUGAUCUUGGAAGAGCUCCGGGUACUGCAGCAGCGGCAGAUCCAUCAGAUGCAGAUGACUGAGCAAAUCUGCCGGCAGGUGCUACUGCUUGGCUCCUUAGGCCAGACAGUGGGCACUCCUUCCAGCCCCUCCGAGUUACCUGGGACAGGCGCCGCCUCCUCCACCAAGCCCUUGCUCCCCCUCUUCAGCCCCAUCAAGCCUGUCCAAACUGGCAAGACACUGGCGCCUUCCUCCACCUCCUCCUCCUCAGGGGCGGAAACACCCAAGCAGGCUUUCUUCCACCUUUAUCAUCCACUGGGGUCACAGCACCCUUUUGCUGCCGGAGGGGUCGGGCGAAGCCACAAACCCACCCCUGCCCCCUCCCCGGCCCUGUCAGGCAGCACAGAUCAGCUGAUUGCCUCGCCUCAUCUGGCAUUCCCAGGCACCACGGGACUACUGGCAGCACAGUGUCUUGGGGCAGCCCGGGGCCUCGAGGCUACUGCCUCCCCAGGGCUCCUGAAGCCAAAGAAUGGAGGUGGUGAGCUGGGCUAUGGGGAAUUGAUGGGUCCCUUGGAGAAGCCCGGUGGACGGCACAAGUGCCGCUUCUGUGCCAAAGUAUUUGGCAGUGACAGUGCCCUGCAGAUCCACCUGCGUUCCCACACAGGUGAGAGGCCCUAUAAGUGUAAUGUCUGUGGCAACCGCUUUACCACGCGUGGCAACCUCAAAGUGCAUUUCCACCGGCAUCGGGAGAAGUACCCGCACGUGCAGAUGAACCCUCACCCGGUACCAGAGCAUCUGGACUACGUCAUCACCAGCAGCGGCCUGCCCUAUGGUAUGUCCGUGCCGCCAGAGAAGGCCGAGGAGGAGGCGGCCGUGCCAGGUGGCGGUGUGGAACGCAAGCCUCUGGUGGCCUCCACCACGGCACUCAGUGCCACAGAGAGCCUGACGCUGCUCUCCACCGGGGCAGGCACAGCCACGGCUCCUGCGCUCCCUGCUUUCAAUAAGUUCGUGCUCAUGAAAGCGGUAGAGCCAAAGAGUAAAGCUGAUGAAAACACCCCACCCGGGAGCGAGGGCUCGGCCAUCGCCGGGGUGGCAGAAAGUGGCACAGCAACCCGCAUGCAGCUAAGUAAGCUGGUGACUUCGCUACCCAGCUGGGCCCUGCUCACCAACCACUUUAAGUCCACUGGUAGCUUCCCCUUUCCUUAUGUGCUAGAGCCCUUGGGGGCUUCACCCUCUGAGACCUCCAAGCUGCAGCAACUGGUAGAGAAGAUUGACCGUCAGGGAGCCGUGGCAGUGGCCUCUACUGCUUCGGGAGCCUCCACAACCUCUGCCCCUACAACUUCAUCCUCAGCCUCAUCGGGACCUAACCAGUGUGUCAUUUGUCUCCGCGUGCUGAGCUGUCCUCGAGCGCUGCGCCUGCAUUACGGCCAACAUGGAGGUGAGCGGCCCUUUAAGUGCAAAGUGUGUGGCAGAGCUUUCUCUACCCGGGGCAAUCUGCGUGCACAUUUCGUGGGCCACAAGGCUAGUCCAGCUGCCCGGGCUCAGAACUCCUGCCCCAUUUGCCAGAAGAAGUUCACCAAUGCUGUUACUCUGCAGCAGCAUGUUCGGAUGCACCUGGGGGGCCAGAUCCCCAACGGUGGUACCACGCUCCCUGAAGGUGGGGGAACUGCCCAGGAGAACGGCCCUGAGCAGUCUGCAGUCUCUGGGGCGGGGAGCUUCCCCCAGCAGCCAUCCCAGCAGCCAUCCCCAGAAGAGGAGUUGUCCGAAGAGGAAGAAGAGGACGACGAAGAAGAGGAAGACGUGACUGAUGAAGAUUCCCUGGCAGGGAGAGGCUCCGAGAGUGGAGGUGAGAAGGCGAUAUCAGUGCGUGGUGAUUCAGAAGAGGCCUCCGGGGCAGAGGAGGAAGUGGGAACUGUGGUGGCAGUGGCCACAGCUGGGAAGGAGAUGGACAGUAAUGAGAAAACGAUUCAACAGCCUUCUCUGCCGCCGCCGCCGCUGCCGCCUGACAGCCUGGAUCGAACGCAGCCAGUGGAGCAGGGCGGCAGUGAUGUUGCAGGAGGCACAGAAGAGGGGGCCAAACCGGAGAGGAGCGCCAGCCCAGUGUCAGCGUUGGUCCUAGAAGGGGAAGGCAGCAGCCCCACCUUGGUGGAGGAGCUGAGCCUGCAGGAAGCGAUGAGAAAGGAGCCCGGAGAGAGCAGUAGCAGAAAGGCCUGUGAGGUGUGUAGCCAGACCUUUCCCACCCAGGCAGCUCUGGAGGAGCAUCAGAAGACCCACCCCAAGGAGGGGCCGCUCUUCACUUGUGUUUUCUGCAGGCAGGGCUUUCUCGAACGGGCUACCCUCAAGAAGCAUAUUCUGCUGGCUCACCACCAGGCCCUGCACCACCAGUGCUGUUUGGCCCAGGAACUGUGGCUGAGAAGUUGCCUCCAGCAAUGGGAUCCAGAGAAGCCAAGGAGAAGAGAUUCCCCCCUCCUCCUCUUUUGGCCUCUGGCAUCCAAGACAGUGCCUGAGAAAGCCCAUCAUAGAAGAGAAGUAGCAAACUGUACAUUUCUUCUCCUUCCCCCUGCUCCAGAAGGUGCCGACAGUGAAGAUGCAACAAUAUCAGUUAUCUGGUGGCUCAGCCCCAGGGUGUAGGGAGAAACGAAGGGCGUAGGACACUCUUCCCAGUAGUAAGGCACUAAUGUGCCUUCGUCACGUUAAGGCAGAGGUGUUGGCUGGUUAAUAUGCCAAGAUAUUUUGAGCUUCUCAUAGCUUUCAUCCUUGCCUCUGAGUUAGUAAAGAAGUGGAUUUCUUGCUGAGAGGUCUCCCAUGGGAUGGAUAUUUUGGGGAAGGAAAUGUGAAGUUCAUAUCUUUAACAAGCAUUGUUGAUGAGGGUUAGCUGAAGGAAUAAUGGAGAGUUUAGGAGUGUUGCUAAAGCAUAGGGCUUGCUGAGAAGCUAUGUGAUUAAGAAAGGGGUGUGAUGUAAGGGAAGGGACCUCAAACUCUUAAUUGGAUGGGUCGACGGGUCUCAUGAAUGUUCUUUUGAACUCAUGAUGACUUUAGUGUGCAGCAGUGCACCAUGGAUCAUGGGGGACUUCCUAGCACUAGUGUGCUUCUAGUUUUAGAUAACUCCCUCCUCUAUUCCCUGGCCCCUUGUAUUUUCCUCAUCUUCCUCUUUCAAGGUCCACUUCCUUCCCAUUUUGCCUGUCCACGGACCAGGGCUUAUGUCUUUGCCGCUGUCUGGUUCUUAGAGUCCCAGACUUUGGGACGUGAGCCCUAGGUGCUGUCCUCCCUGCCUCUCCGUUUUGUAAUGAGAUGUAGUAUUUACUCUUAACAUAGGAUCAUUUGGAACAGGAGUUCUGAGGAGGAGGGAGUGAGGGUUCUGCUAUUGACUGACUUGAGUGAUGGCUCCUCCUCCAAAGGUGUAGGCUCCAGUUUCCUAACAUAGUAAAAUGUGAAGAGCAGACAACGGAGGUGUUAGUGUCUUUCCCUUUUCAUUAAAGGUGUUUUA